Messenger RNA from Brassica napus (rape), 1039 nucleotides. Its product is annotated as UPF0725 protein At4g29550. NCBI's taxonomy places the organism in Eukaryota, Viridiplantae, Streptophyta, Magnoliopsida, Brassicales, Brassicaceae. The transcript has 5 exons. Bases 92 to 757 code for a protein of 221 amino acids. The record is from RefSeq and is a predicted model, not a curated record.
CUUAUGGUUGUGGAUAUAUCCUGAAAUUUUUGUGAGAUCUGGGGAAGAGAAAAGAGAAGGCAGAAGGCUAAGCUAAAGUUCUUUGGUUUGGAUGUUGUUCCAAACGAUCCCGAUUUCAACAAAGAAGGGUUGGCCGAUACAGGGAACAAACUUCAAGUUUGUCCGCUUGGAAAAGUAUAAUGUUAUCUCUACUGCAUACGACUACGUCUAUGUAACUUUCAACGCCAAGGAUCCUGUCUCCGGCUCGGUCUUCUCUUUUCAGACCUUGUUAAACGAAGAUUCUUCCCCAGACUGUCCCGUUAUGUGGACUACCUUAGCCUGCAGAAUCAAAUGUGACGAUGCUGUGGAUGAUCAUUGGGACGAUAAGGCAGUAGACGAUUUCUACAAAGAUGCAAUACCCAAAUGGUCGUCUCAUGAAGAAUUGGCUCGUGGCAAUAAAAACUAUUAUGUGGUGCAAGAAUCAGAGUUGCAGGAGAAUGACUGGCUGUAUCUAUUCACCGAAAUUGCGUUCUACUCCAAAACAAAUAACGUGUUGACUGCUCCCCCACCCUUGGAGAUUAAGAGGGUGGUUGUAGUAACUAAAGAAGACACAGAAGAAGGACAUGAGAAGCUGAAAGCCCAAAAUGCAAUCUACUACGUAAGUUACAAGUAUAAUGGUGAAUCUUCAGAGUGGGCACGUGAUCACAAAGCGGUAAUAAGGAAAACCAUGGAUGGGAAGCCAGGACACUUGUAUCUUGAAGUUGUAUCAGCAGAUUGAACUGAAGAAGAAGAAAAGAUUGAUAGGGAUCUGCUCUUUUACAAUACCUAUCAUUAACGCUAUUUAGCUGAAGAAUAAGAACAAUAGACAGAACUGCGGAUCUGCUCCUUUAUAAUUUCUAAGGCUAUUUACUAAUUCUGUCAUGAUAUGUUAAAUGUUUUAUGUUGUGUUUGUCUAAACUAUUUGGAGUAGAACGAGUUGGAUCUAUUAUCAUCGUUAAGGAGAGAUUUCUGUUUGUAAUGCAAUAAUUAGUAUGAGAACGAAUGGUUCAUUGAUCUGUUA